Messenger RNA from Anastrepha ludens (Mexican fruit fly), 1476 nucleotides. RefSeq lists its product as uncharacterized. Bases 244 to 1218 code for a protein of 324 amino acids. The record is from RefSeq and is a predicted model, not a curated record. Lineage: Eukaryota; Metazoa; Arthropoda; Insecta; Diptera; Tephritidae. The transcript has 6 exons.
GCGUGCCGUCAGUAAAACAGUUAAUACGCGUCUGCACAUAGAUUUCUUUAUGUGAAUGUGUGUGUGCGUGUCACAAACCGCUAACUUUCUACUUUAUAUCGCAAUUUUCGUGUAAUAAGAUGACGUGCGAGCCACACAAUUAAAAAAUGUUUAUCGUAAAUACCUCAACCACACACAGCACGCGACAAUGGUUGCCUCAGCAGCUGGUGAAAUGUGUACAAGAAGCCCAAUAAGUUGCAAUGUAUGUUUAAUCAACGCAAGCUGCACGCUUACCUGCUACUCUCCAUAGUCGCCACCAACUGCCUGCUCCUCACCUAUGCUUAUCCGCAAAAUGAGGUCUAUCAACGCCAGCGUCUCCAGCAAGUGCAACACGCCCAGCAGCAGCAGCAGCAGCAAUCACCCAUCUAUCGACCGGCGGAAGAGUCCACUGGCCGCAAGUAUGCGGUGAAGCCGAAUGCGUCGAAAAAAGUGGCGCUCGAUGAUGUCGAAGAUGAGGGUGACAGCGUCAACCAGAUAACUGAUACACCCACCGGCUUCUCAUGGUCGAAUAUGCUGUCUACCGUUUUAACGAUGUUCUUCAAUGGGCCAGCGAAUGCGCCCACCAAAUCGGACGAUGUUGAUAACUCCGUAGGUUUCGGUGGUUCGCCAUGGGCCAACGUUAUCUCAAUGGGCUUGAAAAUUAUCAACACUUUGUUGGGCGGUGGUGCACCGAGCGAUGGCAUCGAUAAGGUAGACAAUGGCGGCUCACCAAUGCAGAACAUCUUAGCUGCUGUGCUGUCAUCAGUGCUUGGCACCAAAGAUCCCGAUCAAGUCAAUUCCAUGGCGAAACAAGCUGGAGAGUUCAUACAAAUCGUGAUGAAUCUGUUAGACGCACUGAAGACCUCGUUCUCGCAUCGUUCGCUAACAGCCCGCUCGAUGGGCAAGCGCGACUCGGUUAGCGAUGCCACCGUGGCCGGUCUCUCGCUGCUGAAGGGCUACGUGCGCACCUACCGCAAUGCCGACGACAAGUGCAUGCAACGCUACAUGUGCGAGGCAAAUACGGAGUGCGUGCGCGAAAUUGGCGGCGCUAGCAUUUUCUGCCAACUGGGAUCUUACGCGACCAGCUACUUCCUGGAUCGCAACAGUGGCGGUCAGUUCGAGCAUUUGUACGAUGCCGGGCGCAGAGGACGUUCCGGCUACGACUGCCAACAACUGUUUCUGGAGUGCAAUGAGGUUUAGAACGAGCGCAUUGACUUUGCUGAUUCCUGCGUUAUUUGGACGCAGACACAUCAACUGGACUGGACUCUUGGUUUAGGUGGCAGCGCAACAUGAAGGCGUAGGGGGAAGACACACAUAUACAUACAUACAUAAAGACCAUUAAUGCAAUAAGUUAUUUAAGUUGGCGCACACGAGUAUUUCUAAUUGAUUUCGCGUUUAGUUUAAGUUAAAAAAAUUAUUUAUUUAUUUAUUUACGUGCGAAAAACCAAGUACACAGAU